Molecule: messenger RNA, 2546 nt
Organism: Jatropha curcas
Lineage: Eukaryota; Viridiplantae; Streptophyta; Magnoliopsida; Malpighiales; Euphorbiaceae
Gene: YSL1
Product: YELLOW STRIPE like 1
Biological process (GO): response to iron ion; seed development
Cellular component (GO): plasma membrane
Molecular function (GO): iron-nicotianamine transmembrane transporter activity; oligopeptide transmembrane transporter activity
Source: RefSeq, a predicted model, not a curated record
CUUGGAUUAUCUUUUCCUAAACUUACUAACCAUAUUACACAGCCAGGCCCAUACUUUCAUAAAUUAUGUUUUAUCCUGAAAUUUCUGGGACUAAACUACUGAUUCUUCCUUGCAAUGUUUUUACUUGUUAGGCAAAGAUUAGUUCUUUAUUUUGUUUUUAAUUAGACCUUUUUGCAAGUGCUUGAUUAAGUGCAAACUAGAAUUCCUAACAUUGUUGGGUAAGAACAAGAUUUUUUUUUCUUUAUAGUGAUGUAAUGAGUGAUAAGUAGUUAAUUGGGUGUCUAAUUUUCUAUGUGAAAGAGUUGAAUCUUUCUUUCUAACUAGUAGCUUUCCUGCAGAUGGUCCAAAUCACUAGAAAUUUAACAUUUCUCAUUUUCGUAUAUAGUUAAGUAAAAGACGACAAGGAUACCUAUUCCCCACCCCAACUUGUUCCAGGUUAUAUAUUGCCCUGCUCCACUCAUUUAGUGAAGCAAAGAAGGAAAAUUUCAAAGCAAAAUGAAAAUGGAGGAAGUAAAAGAAAAGAAAGAGAUUGAAAAGGAAGAAAUGGAAGAUAGACAAGAAGAAGCAGAAGGAAUAGGGAGAGGGCAACCAUGGACAAAGCAAAUAACAGUUAGAGGAGUACUAGUUAGUGUAGUGAUUGGAGGCCUGUAUAGUGUUAUAGCUAUGAAGCUAAACCUUACAACAGGAUUGGUUCCUAAUCUAAAUGUGUCCGCAGCUCUUCUUGCUUUUGUGUUUAUUAGAACAUGGACAAAGAUUCUUCAUAAGGCAGGAUUUGUAUCAAAACCCUUUACCCGCCAAGAAAAUACUAUGAUUCAAACUUGUGCAGUAGCAUGUUAUAGUAUAUCAGUUGGAGGUGGGUUUGCUUCUUAUCUUUUGGGAUUAAACAGGAAGACAUAUGAAUUAUCAGGAAUACACACUCCAGGGAAUUCUGCAAAUGCUAUAAAAGAACCUGGAUUUGGUUGGAUGACUGGCUUUCUUUUUCUUGUUUGCUUUGUUGGACUUUUUGUUUUAAUUCCACUUAGAAAGAUCAUGAUUGUAGACCUCAACUUGACUUAUCCAAGUGGAUUGGCAACUGCAGUUCUCAUCAAUGGUUUCCAUACCAGAGGAGACAAGAUGGCUAAGAAACAAGUUCGUGGGUUCACAAAGUAUUUCUCAAUCAGCUUCUUGUGGGCAUUUUUCAAAUGGUUUUAUACUGGUAAAGAGGCAUGUGGCUUUUCACAAUUCCCAACUUUUGGGUUGGAAGCCUGGAAGCAAACGUUUUUCUUUGAUUUUAGCGCCACUUUUGUGGGAGCAGGGAUGAUUGUUUCUCAUUUGGUGAACUUUUCUUUGCUUAUUGGGGCUAUCCUCUCAUAUGGUAUUAUGUGGCCACUAAUUAAUAAGCUUAAAGGAGAAUGGUUCCCUGUAAAUUUAGAAGAUGAAGCUGACAUGAAAGGAUUGUAUGGUUACAAGGUUUUUAUAUCUGUUGCUCUAAUCCUAGGAGAUGGGAUCUACAAUUUUGUUAAGAUUAUGGGUUUUACAAUCAUCAAUAUCCAUGGCAGAAUAAAGACCAAGAAUCUCAAUAUAGAGACUCCGGAAGGGCAGCAGAAAUCACUUGAUUUAAAACAAAAUGAACUCUUCCUGAGAGAGAAAAUACCCAUGUGGGUCGGAGUGAGUGGAUAUGUCUUCUUCUCCAUUAUAUCAAUAAUUACAGUCCCAAUCAUAUUCCCUCAGCUCAAAUGGUACUAUGUUAUUGUUGCUUACAUUUUAGCUCCAUCUCUGGCAUUUUGCAAUGCUUAUGGAGCUGGUCUUACCGACAUAAACAUGGCUUAUAAUUAUGGGAAAGUAGCUCUAUUUGUACUGGCUGCAUUGUCCGGGAAGGAAAACGGAGUCGUAGCAGCACUUGCUGGUUGUGGUAUUAUUAAAUCUGUAGUUUCUGUUGCCUGCAUUUUAAUGCAGGAUUUCAAAACAGCCCAUCUGACUUGCACUUCUCCGAAAGCCAUGUUCUUGAGUCAGGUUAUCGGUACAGCAGUAGGCUGUGUGAUGGCUCCUCUUAGCUUUUUCCUGUUCUACAAGGCAUUUGAUGUUGGAAAUCCAAAGGGAGAGUUUAAAGCUCCUUAUGCAUUAAUAUACAGAAACAUGGCAAUUCUUGGUGUUCAAGGAGUAUCAGCUUUGCCCCAACAUUGCUUGCAGUUAUGUUAUGGCUUUGUUGGUUUUGCAGUAGCAGCUAACCUUGCGAGAGACCUUUCGCCAAGGAAGCUCGGGCCAUGGAUGCCACUUCCGAUGGUUAUGGCGGUGCCAUUUCUUGUAGGAGCUUACUUCGCCAUUGAUAUGUUUGUGGGAAGUAUAAUUGUUUUCACUUGGAAUAAAAUUAACCCCAAGAAGGCAGAGCUGAUGAUACCAGCAGUUGCUUCAGGAUUAAUCUGCGGGGAAGGGCUCUGGACACUUCCUGCUGCUGUUCUUGCUUUGGCUAAAAUAAGCCCACCAAUCUGUAUGAAAUUUGUAUCUUCCUAAACAAACCUCAUCAAAAUAAAGAGAAAUUACAGAAGGAAUCUUUUUCUUUCUUUUUC